Anopheles gambiae (African malaria mosquito) is the source of this 1481-nucleotide messenger RNA. Its product is annotated as probable chitinase 10. Gene Ontology annotation, molecular function: chitin binding. Gene Ontology annotation, cellular component: extracellular region. The transcript is spliced from 2 exons. The record is from RefSeq and is a predicted model, not a curated record. NCBI's taxonomy places the organism in Eukaryota, Metazoa, Arthropoda, Insecta, Diptera, Culicidae. Bases 126 to 1313 code for a protein of 395 amino acids.
CAUUGAACGGUGAGGCACCAUUCAGGCACGGUUUACGCUGGUCGGUGAUAGGUUGCUUUAAUUUUCGAUCCACGGAGCACUGUAAUCAAACAACGCACACACGGAGGUGGACAGUUUCUUUCACCAUGAACGUGUUUCAGCCAUUGCUGACGAUCGCGGUGCUGCUGCUGGUGUGUGGCAUUGCGCUGCCUGCCCAUGCCGAUACGUUCAAGUACGAAGAUGGCAUUCCGGAUGGGCGCUGCCCGCAGUACGACAACCCAAUGAGCCCGGUCCAUCUCGCCAUCCCGACCGAUUGUACCAAGUUUCAGAAGUGCUUCAACGGGCGUGCCUUCACGAUCAGCUGCCCGCCCGGCCAAGAGUACGGUGUGCAGCUGCAGCGCUGUGACUAUCCCAUCUUUGCCCGCUGCCAGCAGGGUUAUGUGAAGCCACAGCCGGCCGGCUUUAGCUACGAUGCGGGACAGGUCGAUACACGGUGCCCGCGGUUCGAUGAUCCAAUGAAUCCGACUCACCUGGCGCACCCCACGGACUGUAGACGGUUCUUCAAGUGUUUCGAUGGCCGCGCAUUCGAGCUCGAGUGUCCAAUUGGGCAGGAGUGGGGCAUUCGGCUGAACCGUUGCGACUAUCCGUCCCUUGCACGGUGCUCUCUGGGUCGGCAAGCGGAAAAGCCAGCCACUGAGAGCGACAAGCAGAAAGUUGUGGAGAAAGCCGAAGAACCAGAGCAGACCGACGAAGAGUCAUCCGUCGGCUUUGCUAAGCCAGUGAAAGCUGGCUUCAACUACGAUUCGGGCGUGAACGAUGUGCGCUGUCCCAAGUUUGACGAUCCCUACCGGCCGAUCCAUCUGUCCCAUCCGACCGACUGUCGCAAGUUCAUGAAAUGUUUCGAUGGGCGCGCCUACACGAUCGACUGUCCGGUGGGGCAAGAGUUUGGAAUGCGCAUUAACCGCUGCGACUAUCCCCAGUUUGCCCAGUGCUCGGUGCAGAAGAAAAGCCGUAAAAGCUUGGGCAAGGCGGCUGCCAGCGAUGAUUACUACUACGACGAUGACUACUAUCUGGACGACAUUCCGCUCGAUUCGGCCGAAUGGACGCCGGAGCAGCGCGAGAUGAUUGAGGGCAUUAAGGAUGGACGCUGCCCGAAAACUGACGAUCCGGCCGAACCAGUCCACUUCAUCCAUCCGCGGGAUUGUGGCAAGUUCUACAAGUGCUACGAUGGGCGCGCCUAUCUGAUCCUGUGCCCGGCCGGGCAGCACUGGAGCGUGCGGUACGAUCGGUGCGACUACCCGAAGGUGGCCAAGUGUACGAUUCGUGGUAGCUAGGAUGGUGGCGGCGGCGUUCCGGAUGAAGGGAGGUUAGAAGUAGAGUUAAGGAAGUAUUUAUUUGUUCGAUAGACACACACACACAACACACACACAUAGAAACAUUCGAGGCGCGUGAGUAGAUGCGUUGACAAUAAAUGGUACAUACACAAAAGUGAGCAAAUGAAA